Molecule: messenger RNA, 469 nt
Organism: Loa loa (African eye worm)
Lineage: Eukaryota; Metazoa; Nematoda; Chromadorea; Rhabditida; Onchocercidae
Exons: 3
Coding region: 17-436 (139 amino acids)
Source: RefSeq, a predicted model, not a curated record
GGAAAUUUUGCAGAAAAUGUUCUACACAACAGGAUUUAUUAUAUCGCUUAUAUACUUUGCUUGCACUACUGCAAAUGAAUGUCGAGAUGAAUCCAUUCUUUGCAAUAUUACAUCAAUUGAUGUAUGUUCCAACGAUGAGAUUAGCCAAUAUUGUCUUAAAACAUGCCAUUUAUGUGAUCGAAAUGACAGUAUCUCUUCUACUUCCUUUCCAUCUGAAGAAUGUUCAGAUCAAUGGACAAAUUGUACGAAAUUUGAUAAUAGUAUUUGUCAAAUUGAUUCUAAUAUUGCAAGGAUAUAUUGUUAUAAAACAUGUACUAAUUGUACCACUACUAUCAUAUCAACAACUAUAAAACCAAAUGUUGCAACAUAUUAUAAUCAUUGGUUUACAAUUAUUCAUUGUAUCAUCCAUUUUAUUACAAUGAAAUUUAUUGUUUAAUAUAUUUUAGGUUGCAUAAAGAAUAUGCUAAUU